This is a messenger RNA of Talpa occidentalis (Iberian mole), 1111 nucleotides long. RefSeq names its product troponin T2, cardiac type (gene TNNT2). Gene Ontology annotation, cellular component: troponin complex. Lineage: Eukaryota; Metazoa; Chordata; Mammalia; Eulipotyphla; Talpidae. Gene Ontology annotation, biological process: sarcomere organization; regulation of muscle contraction; cardiac muscle contraction. The transcript is spliced from 14 exons. The coding region runs from base 1 to 885 and encodes 294 amino acids. The record is from RefSeq and is a predicted model, not a curated record. Gene Ontology annotation, molecular function: troponin I binding; tropomyosin binding; troponin C binding.
AUGUCUGACCAGGAGGAGGCCCUGGAAGAGUGUGAACAGGAGCAGGAAGAGGAGGAAGACUGGAAAGAGGACGAAGACGAUGAGCAGGAAGAACAAGCAGAAGAGGCCGAAGGUGAAGCUGAAGGUGAGGAUGAAGCUGAGGAGACCAAUGUGGAAGGAGAUGCACAAGAAGAAGAAGAAGCUAAAGAGACUGAAGAUGGCCCAGUGGAGGAGUCCAAACCCAAGCCUAGACCGUUUAUGCCCAACUUGGUGCCACCCAAGAUCCCCGACGGAGAGAGAGUGGACUUUGACGACAUCCACCGGAAGCGCAUGGAGAAGGACCUGAACGAGCUGCAGACGCUGAUUGAGGCUCACUUUGAGAACAGGAAGAAGGAGGAGGAGGAGCUCCUUUCCCUCAAAGACAGAAUCGAGAAGCGGCGGGCCGAGCGGGCGGAGCAGCAGCGCAUCAGGAAUGAGCGGGAGAAGGAGCGCCAGACCCGCCUGGCUGAGGAGAGGGCCCGGCGAGAGGAGGAGGAGAACAGGAGGAAGGCUGAGGACGAGGCCCGGAAGAAGAAGGCUUUGUCCAACAUGAUGCAUUUUGGAGGCUACAUCCAGAAGACUGAGCGGAAAAGUGGGAAGAGGCAGACGGAGCGGGAAAAGAAGAAGAAGAUUCUGGCUGAGAGGAGGAAGGCGCUGGCCAUCGACCACUUGAAUGAAGAUCAGCUGAGAGAGAAGGCCAAGGAACUGUGGCAGAGCAUCUACAACCUGGAGGCAGAGAAGUUCGACCUGCAGGAGAAGUUCAAGCAGCAGAAGUAUGAGAUCAAUGUUCUCCGAAACAGGAUCAACGAUAACCAGAAAGUCUCCAAGACCCGAGGCAAGGCCAAAGUCACUGGGCGCUGGAAGUAGAGGCAGCAGCCUCCUUAAAGGAUGAGCCUCCUUCACCAGAGAUGUUCUCCUGGCCAUGUCCCUGUCCUGCAUGUCCCCAGCGCCGGGCCUCCUGGGCACCCGAGGGAACUCCUCGUGGAAGCUCCUCGUGGAAGCUCCUCGUGGAAACCAGGGGCUGGCCCAGCGGAAGCCACUGCCCGCGCCCCGCCCCACACGCCCCCACCACACCACUAAUAAAGAGUCACCA